Molecule: messenger RNA, 498 nt
Organism: Durio zibethinus
Lineage: Eukaryota; Viridiplantae; Streptophyta; Magnoliopsida; Malvales; Malvaceae
Source: RefSeq, a predicted model, not a curated record
AUGGGGCAUGGCAUUGGAGUAGUGCUAAUAUCCCCAGAAGGAAAUUAUUACCCAUGUACUGCAAGGUUAGAUUUCAAUUACACAAACAAUAUCGCUGAAUAUGAGGCAUGUGUCAUGAGGUUACAGAUGACCAUUGAAAAGAAAAUUGAAACACUAGAAGUAUAUGGAGAUUUUACCUUGGUAAUUUAUCAACUAAAAGGUGAAUGGGAGACCAGGGACUCGAAACUAGUCUUAUACCAAAAGCAUAUAGCUGGCUUGAGGAAACAUUUUCAACAGAUUCAAUUUCAACAUGUUCCUCGAGAAGAAAACCAGAUUGCUGAUGCCUUGGCCACUUUGGCAACGAUGUUUAAGUUAAAUAAUGGUGUGGGAAUCCAGCCUAUUAGAGUACAAGUGAAAGUUUUACCAGUUCACUGUUCAAAUGUGGAAGAAGAAGUAGAUCGACAACCAUGGUACUAUGACAUUAUACAGUAUAUCAAGUGUCAAAACUACCCAGAAUAG